Messenger RNA from Lycium barbarum (goji berry), 627 nucleotides. RefSeq lists its product as uncharacterized. Bases 1 to 627 code for a protein of 208 amino acids. NCBI's taxonomy places the organism in Eukaryota, Viridiplantae, Streptophyta, Magnoliopsida, Solanales, Solanaceae. The record is from RefSeq and is a predicted model, not a curated record. The transcript has 2 exons.
AUGCCGAAGCCCAAGCGUUACGAGAACGUACAGAACUCAGUUCACUCAGCAUCUACUUCACGAGGUGCAGCACAAUCUUCAUCAACAACUGAAUCAGAACCUUCACAUUUUCAUGAUACGCCAUUACCUCAUCAACAACUGAAUCAGAAUCUUCGUCAACAACGGCUGACUUCAUUUCUUCAACCGAUACCACGGCAGACUCCUUCAUUUCAGGCUUCAGCACAGCCAACUCCAUCAGUUCGGACCACAACGCAGCCGAUUCCAUCAGGUCAAACCACAAAGCAGCCGAUUCCAUCAAUUCAAACUGCGUCACAGUCGAAACCACCUAAAAAGUCUAGUGGACGUGCGUCUAUGUCACAUUGGACGGUAGAUGCAAUAGAUUCACAAGGAGCUAUCAAGAAACUCAAAGUGAAGAAAACGGACGUGUUCAAUCUAUCUAAUGGAGAUCGUAUUGUGGUUGAUUUUGACGACUUAGAUUCUCCUAUUGGCGAAGGACAAGGCAUUCUUGCAGGUUUUUGUGGAAUUUUAGCAAAAGACAGCUCCAUAUUUCCAAUUCACUUUGAAAAAUGGUCGGAUUUACCUGCAGCAUACUUCAACAAUUGCUUUGAUCAAUUUAUAAAGGUAUAG